This is a messenger RNA of Carica papaya (papaya), 1877 nucleotides long. Lineage: Eukaryota; Viridiplantae; Streptophyta; Magnoliopsida; Brassicales; Caricaceae. The record is from RefSeq and is a predicted model, not a curated record.
GAAAAAUGCGUUGGGUUUUGUUUAACAGAAACUCUUUCUCUCGUACACUGUUUGUUUGCUUUUUCCAGAUUUCUAUCGGACAAAAAUUUGCAGAUGAUAAUAUCUCAGCCGUCCAUUUUCUGACAAUCUCGAAUUGUGAUCUGUGAUUCAACUUUACCCCACGUCCUUUUUCUCUGUCUUUUGUCUGCUUAGAGCUAAAUACCAUUUCCACUCUCAUAAGCCACUGAACUAUACAGUCUCUCUCUCUCUGGCUUAAUUUUUCUCGAGACUUUACCCCACAAUUCAUUCUUUACUUGACUCUUAUCACCAUUUUCAGAUUCAUUUCACUGUCUCUCUCUCUCUCUCUCUCUCUGAGUUCUUCUUUACUGGGUUUUUCUUCUUUCUUCAGAUUCCCUUGUGGGUUUCUUUUGAUUUUCUGAAGCUGGUUGAAUCUAUGGCUCUACUCAUUCUUCUGCUGCUUUUAGCAGCUUCUUCAGUCAGAGCUGAUGAAGUUCUUGCAGAUGCUUUUGUUGGUGUCAAUAUAGGAACGGACCUGUCUGACAUGCCACAUCCAACUCAGGUAGUAGCUCUUCUUAAAGCUCAGCAAAUCAGACAUGUCAGGCUAUAUGAUGCUGACCGUGGUAUGCUGACUGCUCUCGCAAACACUGGCAUUCAAGUCAUGGUAUCUGUCCCGAACGAACAGAUUCUUGGCAUUGGUCAAUCAAAUUCCACGGCAGCCAAUUGGGUGUCUCGCAAUAUUGUAGCAUAUUACCCUGCCACCAAUAUAACAGCUAUUGCUGUAGGCUCGGAAGUUCUAAACACUCUUCCGAAUGCUGCACCUGUUCUUGUUAAUGCCCUCAAGUACAUUCACUCAGCCCUUGUUGCAUCCAAUUUAGACCGCCAAAUCAAAGUUUCUACACCCCUUUCUACUUCUCUAAUCCUUGACUCCUUCCCGCCUUCCCAGGCAUUUUUUAACCGCUCAUGGAAUUCAGUUUUGGUUCCCAUGCUUAAUUUCUUGCAGUCUACGGAUUCGUAUCUCAUGCUCAAUAUAUAUCCUUACUAUGAUUACAUGCAAUCAAAUGGUGUAAUUCCAUUAGACUAUGCACUCUUCAAGCCUCUCCCUCCGAACAAAGAAGCUGUUGAUUCCAAUACACUUGUCCACUACUCGAACGUCUUUGAUGCCAUGGUUGAUGCUGCUUAUUUUGCUAUGGCCUUUUUGAAUUUCACUAAUGUGCCUGUUUUAGUGACUGAAUCCGGCUGGCCAUCAAAAGGCGACUCGAAUGAGCCUGAUGCAACUAUUGAAAAUGCCAACACUUACAAUAGUAAUUUGAUCAGGCACAUCUUGAACAAUACUGGAACCCCAAAACGUCCAGGAAUUGCUGUUAGUACCUAUAUUUACGAGCUUUACAAUGAGGACACGAAGCCUGGACCACUCUCGGAGAAGAAUUGGGGAUUGUUUGAUGCAAAUGGGGACCCUGUUUAUAUAUUACAUUUGACAGGAUCAGGAUCAGUGCUGGCAAAUGAUACUACUAACCAAACCUAUUGUACGGCAAAGGAUGGUGCUGAUCCGAAGAUGCUGCAGGCUGCACUGGAUUGGGCUUGUGGACCUGGCAAGGUGGAUUGCUCGCCAUUGCUGCAGGGAAAGUCAUGUUACGAACCGGACAAUGUGAUUGCACAUGCAACUUACGCUUUUGACACGUACUUCCAUCAAAAUGGCAAGGAUCCUGAGUCGUGCAACUUUAAUGGAGUGGCUGCCAUUACCACUACAGAUCCAAGUAAGUAUCAAAUACUAUAUAUAUGGAUCCUGAACUUUGACGAAUUAGCAUUUGAGUUUGAGAUAAAGGAGAAAACACAUUGUAACAUCUGGGAAUUUUUACAGUGAAUUUCGAUUCAUUUCU